Molecule: messenger RNA, 813 nt
Organism: Papilio xuthus (Asian swallowtail)
Lineage: Eukaryota; Metazoa; Arthropoda; Insecta; Lepidoptera; Papilionidae
Exons: 5
Coding region: 84-590 (168 amino acids)
Source: RefSeq, a predicted model, not a curated record
AGGACAAAUUAGCACUUUGUUUUCGGUGUUUGGUAUAAUAUACGUAAGUAAGACGCGAUGUGACGGCGUGAUCAAGUUUUAUAAUGUCAACUUUGAUUGGUGUCAUUAGAGGAACAACAGGGCGGUUGGCUUCAACGACUCCGUCCUCACCGGAGCGUCCCGCGAGCGCUACGUCAGUCCAGGCCAGCGCCGCCGAUCGCAUCAUCGAUGCGAUACGAUCCAUAAAUAUACCGAAAGGCCUUUACCGAGUGAGGAAAUUCACAAAAUACCGGAACUGUUGGCGCCACUGUUUGUUAUUUCCCGUCGAGAACAACAUUCACAUACAAGUUUGCGGUUUCACAACACCUAAAUAUGUUGGCGGAGGGGGGAGGAACCUCUCUGCACGCGAGGUGCAUGCUUGUUGCCUGCUUAUCACCUUUCUUCUACUUUUCGCACGUCCGAGUGCUAUCAACAUCGGUGACGUCAGACAACAUGACCAUCUUAUAGAUACACAAGGGAAUCCAGCCACCAGUCUGCACACAGGACAAGAUGACGUACCUUCGACUGGCAUCAAGUCGCAAAAGGACGGACUUCAUGAAGCGCCCAUCUAGAUCUACAAUCUUCAGAUCCAGAUCUUCAGCCUGGCCCUGGCAGUAUGUUCCGUACUACGGCACCACCGGCGGGGAAGCAGCGCGGGGGUCCCUUCCAGACCUCACCCGCCGCCCCGCGCGCCCUCACACCGCGACCUUCAGUUGCGCUUCAGCACUCCGCGCGCCGACACAUCAAUCAUAUUUGUCUAUUUUGUAUAUCUUUCAAUCUUAUUACAAUCAUCAG